UGGCCGAAACGAUCCGAACGCACGUGUAUCCGUAAAGUACAUUUUAUGGAAUUAUUCGCGUUAUUCCAAUAACCUAGAAAACGCAUAAAAUGGGUACAGAUACAACUUAAAGACACACAUAACUCAUUUAAAAAGUAUAAAAUAUUAAUAAGCAGUGUCCCUCAAAUCGGACACAUCGCGCGCUACAUGAGUGUAAAUGUGACGUCACAGCAUCAACAACGAAGUGAAAAUUGACCAAUUUUGACUUCUGAUUACGUCGCCAUUUUGAAGAAAAUACAGAGAUCGGCGUUAGAGAAGUUGAGAUCAAUGUUUUAUCUCGAUAUAUGCAAGCAAUCACAGCUAUGUAGUUGAACUGAAGUCCUGAUGAUAGUUUCAUCCUGAACCUGGAAAUGCACAAACCAGUGGUGUCAUAAACGAGAAGACUGCAAUUUGUUGCAGAAUGGAAAAUGUGAAUAUCGGCAGCCUGGACCCUAGAAAACAAGAGCUCCUUGAGGCACGGUUUUAUGGUCGAUUUCAGCCCCUGAACCAGCCAACUAGUUUGCAGGGUUCUAUGAGCGCUGGAGUGGUGGGUGGAGUUGUAGGUGGCAUAGUUGGUGGUGUUCAAGUUGGUCUGCAACUUCCUAUGCAGGCAGCUGGCGACAACAACAGCAACCUCAGUGCAGGCUCCAUUGAUAAGGAGGACCAAGAAAUAGGACUGAUUCACACUCCAGAAAAGAGAACACCUUCAGAAAGGAAACGAAAACGAAAACCAACCAACAGUGAUAGCAACCCAGACGGCCUGCUUGCUGCAAAGACAAGACCAGAGGCAAACGGGAAGAAGAUAAACGAUUAUUUCAAUAAGACUGGUCAAUCCCCUAGUCGUAGUCAGUGUGUGUCCCAGGUAGGGGCAAAAUCUCCGUCACCACAAGGUGUUCAAUAUUCUUAUAUGUCGUCAUCUCCACAGAGUAGCAACUCCAACAGUAUGCACGGCUAUCCAGCCAUGUACCUCCUAUCCAAGGCUGUACAGAAUGGUAUGCAAGAGAAUUUGCAAAGUGGACAAUAUCUGACUGCAGAUCAGCAAACUGAAGUCGAGUUGAGCACGUCCAAUGAGAUUGAAGAAAAGAAUCAGAAAAUUGAAGAGCUCAAUCGGCAAAAUGAAGAGUUGCGGAGACAGUUGACAGCCCAGCAAAAACUGAUUGAGAAACAUAAAGACAAUUUACAAAAAUGCUUAAAUGUCAACAAGACACUUCUGAUAGAAAAGAGCUGUUUAGAAAAGAAGACAACACGGCAAAAAAGUAUGGAAAAUCGUUUGCGGCUUGGGCAGUUUGUGACGCAGAGACAAGGGGCAACCUUUGUAGAAAACUGGGUCGACGGCUGGGCCUUCAAUGAUGUGACGAAACAGCAGGAGCGUAUAGCCCAGGAGCGGGAGGAUAUUGAGAAGCAACGCAAGCUGCUGUUGAAGAGGAAACCCACCUCGACGCAAACCAAGACCUCCAAAGAUGGAUUCCUCAAGCCUGGCACUCUGCAGGAGAAAAUGUUUACGUUAUCGGAGUUCUAUGAACGUGAUGACAUCAUGAAACUUCGACAAGCGGCCUUGAAAAAGGAAGACGUGGACCUUCAGCUGGAGCUGGAGAAAUUGGAGCGAGAACGAAACCUUCAUAUACGAGAGCUGAAGCGCAUCCACAAUGAGGAUAGUUCCAGGUUUAAAGACCAUCCAAUCCUGAAUGAGAGAUAUUUGUUAUUAAAUCUGAUUGGCAAAGGAGGUUUCAGUGAAGUCCAUAAGGGAUUUGACCUGAAAGAGCAGAGAUAUGUAGCAUGCAAGAUUCACCAGUUGAACAGAGAAUGGAAAGAUGACAAAAAGGCAAACUAUAUCAAGCAUGCCUUGCGGGAAUACAAGAUUCACAAGAGCUUGGAUCAUCCAAGAAUAGUCAGACUAUAUGAUGUCUUUGAAAUAGAUAAUAAUUCAUUCUGUACGGUACUGGAGUACUGUGAGGGGAAUGAUCUGGACUUCUAUCUGAAGCAAAACAAAUGCAUCCCUGAGAAGGAGGCGCGGUCUAUAGUCUGUCAGACAGUCAGCGCGCUCAAGUAUCUCAAUGAAAUUAAGCCACCUGUGAUUCACUAUGAUUUAAAACCUGGUAAUAUAUUACUAGGACAUCCUGCCCAAAAUGGAUCUUCAUCAAUGACCGGUACGACGUCGGUGAGUGGUGAGAUCAAGAUCACGGACUUUGGUCUCAGCAAGAUCAUGGACGACGAGACCACUAAUCAUGAUGGCAUGGACCUCACUUCCCAGGGGGCAGGCACAUACUGGUACUUGCCUCCAGAAUGUUUUAUGGUGGGUAAAAACCCACCAAAAAUCUCGUCCAAAGUCGAUGUCUGGUCAGUGGGUGUGAUAUUCUACCAAUGUCUUUAUGGAAAAAAGCCUUUUGGCCACAACCUGUCACAGGCUGCUAUCCUAGAGGAGAACACGAUCCUGAAUGCAAAAGAGGUGGACUUUCCAUCCAAGCCACCAGUCACUCCAGAGGCCAAGAUGUUCAUACGAAAGUGUUUACAAUACAAGAAAGAGAUGCGCCCGGAUGUGCUGCUGCUAGCGCAAGAUGAUUAUCUCAAGCCAGCAGCAAUGAAAUCUAAAGGAGGGCAAGGGCAACCAGAGUACCAGAUGACAGGUCUCAGCCAGUCGUCGUCUGUGGUGAACAUCAGUCAGAUGUCCGGCAGCUCCGGCUCCAAUCACGCGCAGUCCCCGAGCUUCACAUUCGGCGACAAACACACGUAGCAUUAGAUGUGCGCCAAAUGCUGAUUUGGCUCCUGAAACAAUGACCUUGACUCUACCACAGAUGCUUCUGUGUGUAUGUGAUGUGCGUUCAGCUGAAAGUUGUGAUGGCGAAAUUCUGUAUCUGUACACAGUGUUUUCCCUACAGGAGUACUUUACUGUGGAUAUAAAUACAUUGUGAAAAAACCUUGUGUGAUAUGUUCGUUACUGCGGAUUAUUUCCAUUAGUUAUCUGGAAGUUAGUUCCAUCAUUCAGGUUUGAAUGUAAAUGGUGGAUGUGAUUGAUUUAUUGUAGUUUUUUUUUUCCCAUCAGUUCUGUGUUAAAGUACCGGGUAACGUAAUUUUUGCCUUCAACAGUUGGCAUUUAAUGGGGUCGAACAAUUUUUUUUUUCAUGCAAAUUAAUAUUAAACUUGGAUUGAAAUGCUAUGGACCUUUUUUGGAACAAUUCAUUUAAAGUGCUUCAGCUGUCUUUCUUUUGGGAUGAAUGAGUAACAGCUUAACUGGUAAUGAAUGAUUUCAGGUAGUAAAGGAUUGUUGGGAAUCUUUCAUUAACAAGUCUGGUUUGGCCAGAGUUGAAAAGUUUUAAGCAAGUUUUAUCUGAGAGGAGUGGCUGCUUUUAAAGCCUUGACCUUGAACUCUUUGCAAAGUUUAAUUGUUGCUAUUAUGACUGCUCUAGUAUUUUCAGUUUGAUAACAGUUGUGUGGCAUUCUAGGGAUUGUAAUAUGUGCUUUCAAAUUAUUUUUAUGCCCCCGGAUCGAAUGAUUGGGGGUAUUUAGUUUUUGGCCUUUCUGUCUGUCAUUUUAUGUGUCACAAACUUGACGCCUGGUCAUAACUUUUGCUAUAUUGAAGAUAGCAACUUGAUAUUUGGCUUGCAUGUGUAUCUCGUGGAGCUGCACAUUUUGAGUGGUGAAAGGUCAAGGUCAUCCUUCAAAGUCAAAGGUCAAAUAUAUGACUUCAAAGCGGCGCAGUAGGGGGCAUUGUGUUUCACAAACACAGCUCUUGUUUUCUAAUACAUUCUUUUUUCUGGGAUCAUGUGAUGAAUGCAAGUUAAUACAUUAAAUGAAAGCUGGAAGUUUCACUGGUAAUAUGUUAUUAUUACUUAGAUAAUUCGGUAAAUAACAGUUUAAACAUUAUGAACAAUCUGUUUGUUAAUACAUUAUGCGUAUUAUUUUGGUAUUAGCUAGGAGUGUGGAAUUUGUGCUUGAUAAUAAGUGUGAUGAAUUGAUCAUAUAAAAGUAUUGCUAUUAUUUGAAAUCCAUUUUCACAUUAAGAAGUUUAUUUUGUAUGCUAUAUACGAAAAGGAGAAUCAUAUUAAAUAAAAGGUACAUUUGCUGUUUAAACAAGCAAGUCAGAAUUAUUAUAUUUUUACUCGAGACCAAGAAAAUGUUACAAGCCAGCAUAUAUAAAAUUGAGAAUCUGAAAAAAGCCCCAAUUAAAAUUAACAAUUGUAAGGCUGGUGGGUUUGUAUUUUUUUUGUCACUGUAGAACUUCUUUUUUGUUCUGAUGAAAAUGAAUAGAUUAUAAUAAAUGUUAAAAAUAUUUCAAAAAGGAUAUUAACCCAUUUAUGCCUAGCGUCUAGUAAAAAGGCCUUGGCUAACAGCGUUGACCCAGAUGAUGGGCCGCAUGAUGCGGCGUCUCAUCAGGGUCUGCACUGUUUGCUUAAAGGAAUUUCUGUAAGAAAUAUUCUAAAUAUAGAAAUAAAUAUACUAGACAUCCCUAAUUUUGGAAAUAAAUUGAUCCAAUUUAGAAGGAUGGGAGAGUCCACUAGGCAAAAAUGGGUUAAUUCUGAUCAACAAGUAAACUACGUUAAUAAGUAAUUUGCUUGACUUAUUCAUCUGUUGGAUACCAAAAGGGCUUGUUAUUAGAAAUUGUGCAAAUACUAUCCGUAAUUCUGUGUCUUUGGGUCUUUGGGGUUAAUGAAGAACAAGGCAUUAUAGUGCCCUAAUAAUGUAUGUGUUGAAUGCAAGAUACUGGUUGUAUGAGUAAAAUGGUGGCUAGGUCUUGAAGUUUUGACAUUGUGAUUUAAGGAUAUAUUGGCAUAAUUAGACUAAAAGUCAUGAUAUGUUAGUUAUUUUUCCAUUCACUGUGAUUGUCUCGUUUAAAAACAAGUGCUACCAUUCCUCAUAUUCUUCCAUACAAUGUUGCUGUUGUCAUAUUCUUCAAUGUUUUCAAUUAAUGACUUGAUAAUCAAGUCCUCUGAUACUUUAUAAAUAUUUCUGAACAUUGAAAA
Dreissena polymorpha is the source of this 4976-nucleotide messenger RNA. RefSeq names its product serine/threonine-protein kinase tousled-like 2. The transcript is spliced from 24 exons. Lineage: Eukaryota; Metazoa; Mollusca; Bivalvia; Myida; Dreissenidae. Bases 440 to 2749 code for a protein of 769 amino acids. Gene Ontology annotation, biological process: intracellular signal transduction; peptidyl-serine phosphorylation; chromosome segregation. The record is from RefSeq and is a predicted model, not a curated record. Gene Ontology annotation, cellular component: nucleus. Gene Ontology annotation, molecular function: ATP binding; protein serine/threonine kinase activity.